AUGCCAUUGACACGCGCAGCUUGGCUGCGACGAGCCAGCGUUGAACGCGAGAGCCUUGGAUCAGCGAGUCAAAUUCCUGCCAACGACGACUAUCAACCUCUCGAAACGGAUCGAGGGCUGCUAUUGUGCGCCGGCAGCUUUGGCUGCUAUCAGGAGACACUCCGCGAGGGCGGUACAGGAGUCCGCGAAAAGGCCUUCACCUUCUUCAACUCUCUGAUCUCUUUUCGCACAGACACAUAA
Molecule: messenger RNA, 240 nt
Organism: Colletotrichum tamarilloi
Lineage: Eukaryota; Fungi; Ascomycota; Sordariomycetes; Glomerellales; Glomerellaceae
Exons: 2
Coding region: 1-240 (79 amino acids)
Source: RefSeq, a predicted model, not a curated record